Messenger RNA from Talaromyces stipitatus ATCC 10500, 1035 nucleotides. RefSeq lists its product as uncharacterized. The transcript is spliced from 2 exons. The record is from RefSeq and is a predicted model, not a curated record. NCBI's taxonomy places the organism in Eukaryota, Fungi, Ascomycota, Eurotiomycetes, Eurotiales, Trichocomaceae. The coding region runs from base 109 to 1035 and encodes 308 amino acids.
ACACCACCAGUGCUGCUUCAAGCACUGCCAUUUAUCGCAUUGUCCUUUUUCCUUUUUAUAUCCAGGUGUCAUUACUCAUUGAAUCUCUCCUAUAUCAGGGUUUGAACAAUGUCGCUCUCCAGGAGCUACCGGACUGCCACCAAGCAGGUUCGCAGCUUCUCCGUCUCUACCAGACUGCGUAUCGGCCCUGAAUCUCCUAAUUACAUCGAGGUCCCUCAAACAUUGCAACCCGAUCUGCCUGCAAAGCCUCGAGUCAAGGGUACUCUACCUGUUCCACGUGAAAUCUUCCCAGCCCGUCGUCCUGACAAGCCUACACCGGCCUACAUCUCUGCCGUGACCCCAGAACCAAGCAAGGUGAAAACAAUCAAGAAGAACGACCCCAAUGCAGAAACAAUUGCAUGGAAGCAGAGGAUGGCAGACUCCCGGCGGACGAAUCUCAGGGAAGGUUUACUUGAGUUAUACGAAAGAAAAGAGAAUACAGUUGCAGCCAUGACGCGGCGCAGUGCGGCUAAGCAGGCCCGCCGAGAGCGUGUGCUGAGACAACCGCAGAGAGAAGAUGAACGAUUGACGAGCCCGUCGGUUGUGCAGUCUUUGGAAGAACAGCCCUCCAGCUUACCAGAUCCCGACCGAGAGAUCCGAAUUGCACAGUCACGCGAGCGUGUGUUGCAAAAACAGCUUCAGAAAUCUGCAGAACGCCACACCAACCUUCAUACUUUGUACAUGAAUGCUAGAGAAUUUAUUGUUACGGAGGAGCAGCUCAUGAAGGAGAUUGAGGAUAAAUUCCGUGAAGACGGUGGUGAUGAAUGGCGAUCCGACAGCGGCGUGGGAACCAAUGUCUGGGCCAAAGGUGCACCGCCGACUAUCCAGAGCAUUGUCAACAAUCAGACCAAGGAUGAUGUUGGAAGAUGGCGCAUUGAGCAAGAGAGAAUGAGCAAGGUGGUUGAGGAGAUGACUGGGGGAAAGAUCACCAUCAAAAUCUGUAUAAUUUUGGAAAAUGCUCAAGCAAAGGCGGAGAACGGGAUAGGCAAGUACUAA